Molecule: messenger RNA, 1115 nt
Organism: Talaromyces proteolyticus
Lineage: Eukaryota; Fungi; Ascomycota; Eurotiomycetes; Eurotiales; Trichocomaceae
Product: short chain dehydrogenase
Exons: 1
Coding region: 155-952 (265 amino acids)
Molecular function (GO): oxidoreductase activity, acting on the CH-OH group of donors, NAD or NADP as acceptor
Source: RefSeq, a predicted model, not a curated record
GCCCAAAACACUUCUCGGGAUACUUGCGAACCCGAUCGGAGAGGCGCCGAGUGGAAUGUCGGCCAACAACCAACCCCGCACAAGGAUGGACUGACUAAUUUGAUCUGCACGCUGAAGGGAACUGAGUUGCUUCGUUUUAAAAUUCAGCGAAAUUAUGACCAUGACAUCAAAAUACGCAUCAUAUCCUAGCCUUCUUGACCGCGUUGUGGUCAUCACUGGCGGUGCAACUGGGAUCGGCGGUUCGCUUGUGGAACAUUUUGCACUGCAGGGCAGCGAAGUGAUAUUCUUCGAUAUCCAAACAGAUGCAGCCCACCUUCUGAUCGAAAGCCUAAAGCAAAAAAGCAAAACAAAUACAAAAAUCCUUCAUAUCCCUCAAUUCAUCCACUGUGACGUUACCGAUAUCAACAACUCGCUAAAACCUGCCUGUGAAAAGAUCCUCCGAAGCAAGACUGUGGUUCACGCAGUGAUAAACAAUGCAGCCAGGGAUAUGCGACAGGAAACAUCAUCUAUUACAGUUGACGACUGGGAUAAUAGUUUGAAUGUUAAUUUACGCCACCACUUCUUUUUGACGCAAUUCCUGACCCAAGCAUUGAUUGACAGUGGCUCAGGCUCGAUCAUCAAUAUGGGCAGCAUCACCUGGGCAGUCCCAGCAACAGGACUUGCACCGUAUGUAGUUAGCAAAGCUGCGAUUGUUGGGUUGACAAGGACGCUGGCGCAUGAGCUUGGGUCUAAAGGCGUACGAGUUAACAGCAUUUUGCCAGGAGCAAUUGCUACCGAGAGACAAAAGAAAGAGGUUCUAACUGACGAGUAUCAAGAAUGGGUGCUGAGUCGGCAGGCGUUGAAGAGGCUUCUGCAGCCGGGUGAUGUUGCCCGCAUGGCAUUGUGGCUUGUUGCAGAUGAUAGCGAGGGUGUUACAAACCAGGGAUUGGUUGUCGAUGGAGGGUGGGUUUGAGACAAAAUUUAGAGACCCAAGUGUCGUUCAAUCUACAUAGCUCGAAUUUCUGAGCGGACUUCUCCCUUUCUGAAAAUCGAUGUCGGAAGAUCUGAAAAUGUCCCGUAACAUUCUAAAUUGUUGUAAAUACUACUAUUUGCUUGAAACUAUUUGGAAUUGCAAG